This is a messenger RNA of Thunnus maccoyii (southern bluefin tuna), 6162 nucleotides long. RefSeq names its product cramped chromatin regulator homolog 1 (gene cramp1). Gene Ontology annotation, cellular component: nucleus. The transcript is spliced from 20 exons. Lineage: Eukaryota; Metazoa; Chordata; Actinopteri; Scombriformes; Scombridae. Gene Ontology annotation, biological process: pattern specification process. The coding region runs from base 407 to 3901 and encodes 1164 amino acids. Gene Ontology annotation, molecular function: chromatin binding. The record is from RefSeq and is a predicted model, not a curated record.
UGACGCCAGUCUCGUUGAAAUAAUAUUAAAACUAAUGAACAAACAUGUUAGAUUAUUGAAUCGUCAAACCGACUUUGAACUUUAAAAAAUACAUAUCAUAUGUAUACAUUUUUUUCUUAUCGGGAAACUUAAAAGGCAUGACAGGAAGAGCAUGACGAUUGGUCCUUCGCAGGGCCUUUUUCAAUAACGAUUGGCGAAGCCUUCUGUCAAUCAAAUUUUAACCGUCGUCCUCGUGUUCUUCUAACCAAUCACAGGGUUUGUUUUCGAGUUGUAGUGGGCGUGCCAAAGCGCGUGGAGGCUCGCUCUGUGGGAGCUGUCAUCGGUAACAAGCUGGAGUGCUGCCGUUAGCUAGGGAUGCUAACCAGUGUCUCGAUUGGGAAUACCACCAACAGGCUUCCACUUCAGCAUGACACCGGGCUCCAGGGAGGGGAUCGGUGUCGAUGGGAGGAGGAAUCCGUCCAGAAAGCCCGAAGGUUGCGACGAAGAGGAGAGCGGAGAGCAGGCGACCGAGGAGCGCAGUACAAAGGGAGACGACGGAGUGGAGAGUCUUAAUCCAUCAGCUGCGGGUCUCAGCCCCGGUUCAGCCCCGGUCCUCCCAGCCUCUCCGCCGAACCGAACCGGACUUGGCUCGACCCAGCAGCCCCAACCCUCCGCGGAGCCCGCCCCUCCGUGUCACGAUCAACAUCAUUUUCUCCGAUCAAGUGUCCGACCUCCAAGCAAACGGAUCCGGAAGGAUUCAAUCGGCUCAACCAUCAAUGGACAUGGCGGGGCAAAAUCGAAAGGGGCAGAGAAUGGCUCUUCCUCUCAGGGGGCAGUGGGACAGUCGGGGCCUGUGGCUGGCUCUACGGGGGGAGUGUCCAAGGCAUCUAAGGGCCAAGGGUCUACUGAGAAGGAGGAGCAAGCCGGUAACCAGAAGAGGGCCCGUCGGCAGUGGGAGUCUUGGAGCGCUGAGGACAAAAACAGCUUUUUUGAGGGGCUCUAUGAGCAUGGGAAGGAUUUUGAGGCUAUCCAGAACAACAUUGCAAUGAAGUACAAGAAGCGAGGGAAGCCGGCCAACAUGGUGAAGAACAAGGAGCAGGUCCGCCACUUCUACUACCGGACGUGGCACAAGAUCUCCAAACACAUCGACUUUGCCAAUGUGUAUUCCCGAGUGCUGAAGAAAUCCUCUCAAGAGCUUUACGGUCUCAUCUGCUACGCUGAGCUCCGCAAAAAAGUUGGAGGAUUAAUGGAUGAUAAGAAUGUAGCAAAGCUGAACGAACUCAUCCAGCAAGGGGCCACCACUGUGCGCUCCAAAGGGAGGAACCUUCGAAUCAAAGCACCCAUGUGCCGUGCACUGAAGAAACUCUGUGACCCAGAUGGAGUAAGUGACGAGGAGGACCAGAAGCCGGUGCGUCUUCCCCUGAAGGUGGCAGUGGAGCUCCAACCACGCAGCAACCACUCCUGGGCCCGUGUUCAGAGUCUAGCUCACAACCCUCGCCUCAGGAUGGUGGUGGAGCUCCACAGGAAAGUCUCCAGCCUCAUUGAGUAUCUGAAACAGAAGUGGGCAUACCACGACCAGCGGAUUCUCAAGAGUCUGAUGGAGAGGGAGGCUCUGAAGGGUAGCCAAUCCAGCACAGCCUCUCCCAGCAAAUCCCAGCCGGAGGAACUCUUUCUUUUCCCGGCCGAGAGCAGCACCUUGACCAUGCUGCCUGGCGUGGCACGUGUGGUUCACUCCAAGGCCUCCUGCACUGUUCACUGGCUAGAAAGUGGAAAGAACCGGCCUAACGCGAAGGAACUGCCCGCUGCCCAGAUCCUGGGAAUUCACACCGCUCCACCACUUCGGACUGGCGCCAAAUCUGGACGAGGAAGCGCUGCCGCUGCUGGUGGUGGUGUUUCAGUAACUGUAUUGAGUGACACUCGUCGAACUGAGCCCAUAAACCCUGAGCCCUCAUCAGACAGUUCUGCAAAGCUAGAGGAGAAGAGACCAAUAUCUGUUUCUGUCCCUGCUUCCUCUCAGCAGGCUCCCAGAGAAGAGGGAGCUGUGAUGGGCCCCUCUGAAGGGGGCAAGACGUUCAUUGGAGCGGAGGCCAGUGGUGGCUUAUCAAUGACCAAAAGCAAUGAUAAGUUGUGUAGUGGUGCAGAGAGCUCAUCGGAGCAGUGCAGAGAAGAGCAGAACACCAGCACCUCUUCCCCAGAGGCCAAUCAGACACCUCCAGCCAAGCCUCUCGUGGCUGGCUCAGAGGAGGGCGUGCCGCAGGGCUCUGCCCCAGCAGCCAAAGAGCGGACUGUUGAGCAGAUCAGAGAGGAGGGCUGGAGUGCCCGUGACGCAGAGAACGUCACCCUGGCUGAGUUAUACUUGAUGUUAGGAAAGCCUGGCAAGCUGCAGCUGGAAUAUGAGUGGCAACCUAUUGCAGUUACUCACAACAACCAACAAAACGGACAAGCCUUGACACAACCCAAGCCCAACAGGACACACCGUGUGCUGCGCUGCCUGCUCAGGCUGGUUGCAACUGAGGUCAAUCCAAAACCGUUGGCUCCAGAGCUGUGUUCCACAGCCACAUCACCACUCAAGACCCAUCAGGAGGAGCAAAAUCAGGCCCUCACACCUCCAGGAAAGGGUCCAUUAGCAGGCGUUCGUAGCCCCAGCUGUGGCCGACAGCAGGCCUCUAUGCGAGGGGCCAGGUUACACCUGCCAAACAUCGGAGGCUCAGGUGGUCGCAACCUUCCCCGCUCCCUGCUGGGGUCGACAGCAGGCAGCGAUACAGAAGGCGGUGUGUUCGCAGUACCCACCACGCUCCCCCCCAACAGUUCACGCCACAACAGAAUGUUCUCCCCCAACAAGGAGGCUGAGUUGGCCUUAAGGCAACAGCUCGACUCUAUCAGUAUGCAGUCAGAUCUUUUCCUUUCUAGACCACGAAAACCUCGUAACAGACAACUUCGGAAACCACUUGUAGUUCAGCGAACUCUUUUACCCCGAACUACUGGAGACACUCCGCAGCAUGUUUGCUCCUUCUCCAUCCUCUCCAACUCUGCCACAGGAACUGGAUCUUUCCGGCCAAUCCAGACUCGUCUGACUCCUUCCUCCCGCCCCCUCCUGUCCAAAACUUCCCCUGUCGCCUCUAGCUCAGCAGCGGCCAGCCAGCUCGCCAGUGCCAUCGACCUGGCAGCGAAGUCUGCGGGCAUCAUCCCUGGCAGUCCCUGUCGGGAGCUGGAUUCUCCCACUGUUGAUAACAGCUCCCUGCUUGGCACCACGCCCAUUGUAGAUGCUGAACCAAACUCUCAACUGCUGCAGCACAAUGUCCCAGAGAACGGUCUGCCUCCACCGUCUCCCGGAGUGACCGGUGGUGGAGACUCGCUCCUCUCUCCGCCCAGCGUAGCCUCACUCCUGGACAUCUCUCUCCCCGGCCCCCCUGAAGAGGCUCUCGCCCCCGGAGAACCUCAAACACACAUCAGUGACUCCAUCAUCGAGCUCGCCAUCAACUCUGCCCACUAUGGUGAGGAGGCGGCUCUCUCUCCAGCCAAGCUGAGCAACAGCGACAGCUCCAAACUGUUGGCCUCGUCUCCCUCAGUCAGCCCGUCCCGAGGCUGGAUCCCAUCACCCAGCCACGAUCCCCAGUGGUACCCCAGCGACUCCUCUGACUCCACACUGGGAUGCCUCCUCUCCAGCAUGGUCUCUCCUGAUAAGGGCAGGCGGACCACCCUAACCCCCUCUGGCCCCUCCAGUGGCACGGCUUUGCUUGGUCCUAGCCUCCUGGACUGCAACUCCCAUGAUUCCUUUCAGUCCCGUGGCCUUCCAGAUGUGGCAGAAAUGGACUCUCAGCUUGCUUGUAUGAUGAGCGAGAGCAGCGUGGACUACAUCGCUCGCUUCAAUGACCUGGCUCAGGAGCUGGCUGUGACCGAGCCCUCCAUCCCACCGCCCUGAGGAGGUAGAGGAACUGGCUCCACCGACCCACAGCCAUCUGGAGACAUCUCGGUGUCUAAACUGUCGCCACGCUUAUCCCUUCUACUUUGGAGGAAAAACAACAGCGGAGAUUGACCAAUCCCCAAAGCCAUCCCUGCCCUGUUUGUAAAAGUGCAAUAAUUAACGGUGAACCUUGACCAUUGUUCAAAGCGAGUUAGAAACAUGUUGGUUUCACUGAACUGUUCUUUAAGGUGAAAUGCCCUUUAAAAACAAACACUUUAGAAAAACAGAUGCGUUUACAAAACACAACCUCAUGUACAGGAAAAUACUAUGCCAUAUCUGAACAAAAAAAUAUUUUCACUGAUCUUUUAUGUCUCUUCCUGCUCUUUGUGUGUGUGUGUGUGUGUGUGUGUGUGUGUGUGUGUGUGUGUAUGUGUGGGUCUGUCUGUCUUCUUCUCUCUCAGAUUUACCCCCCAAAAAUGUGUAAAUCCGCCAAAAUGUGCAGUUCAGAUCCCAGCCGGUGGCAAACCGCUGCUGGAAAGGGAAUGUUGAAAAUAAUGGCAGCAAGAAGGGGGUUGCAUAGUUGUUUCUUUGUGGCCUCGGUUGCAAAAAUAGAGCACAACACAGUAGGGAAGGUAGAAGUAAAAUCUUUUGCUGUUGCCCUCCAUUUCAUGUGCUCUUCAUAUCCGAUCAGUUCAGGUUUUAUUGGUUGCAUUUUUAGGAAGAAAGCCUGCCCCGCACAUGUGUGUUUGGAAUCAGGUUCUUCAUUUUGUUAUACAGUCAGAUGUCACAUGCAAAACGGCAGCUUUCGUUGGUUGACUACAUUUUGGUAGUAGCUCUACAGAUGUGAUCAUCAGUGACUCCCCUUGAAUUUUGUGCUGAAAUCAUAUUGGAGUUCAGUGUCAAUCACUUAUAAUGUCUGAUGAAGAUAAGACCCAUUGACUGGCCUUCAGGUCGGUUUGUUGUUGCAUAAACGGGUUAAGAAGAAAUAACAUACUUCUGCUUUCUUUUUCCACACACUUGGAUUUAUCUUUCCUUCAAGUUCUAAUUAGUUCAGACAAAAUAUGACCAACCACAUUUAUUUUCAUUCAGACUAAAAUUCAAAAUGUUUUGGGUACCUCCAAAAGUUCCUGGUAGUGUUACACUCCGUUUAAACUCCACAGGAGCUAGCAGUACGUAUGUAAUCAAACACUAAAGCCAUAGUUGACACUCCACUUUUUGUACUUUUAAGUCUUGUAGUCUUCUUUAAACUCUAGUAAAACCCUCUGAUUGGUUGUGCUCAAUACAUAAUUCCCCAUUGAUACUGGAUGCAAUUAAAACACUAGGGCUAAGGUCAACAUGAUUGGCUUCUAAACAUCAUCCCUUUAGCCUCAGCCCAGUCUCUAUGUGAUGACGUUAAGAGGUUAAAACAUGCUUUUAAAUACUUUCUGUUACAGUGGAUCCACCGUUCCCCAUGUUAGUUUCUCACCUGAGAUGCACUGUUGUUUACAGCGAAUACACACAUACCAUGUGACGAUGGUCACAUCCAGACGUUCUCUGAAUUUCAAUUUACCAGCAUCAUCAAUAUGCAGUAUUGUAAACAUUUUUGCCUCAUCAGCGUGUUUAACUUCAUCUCCGUGAGUGUAAAUUGUAGGAGAGCUUUUGUCGUCAUUCCACAAAUGGGAUUUAAAACGUGGGUCUCCUUCGAGCACCUUUGGGGGGCUUUGACGCUAAAAUGUAAAAGCUCUUGUGAUUAUUAAUUUGGGAAAGGCUUUAUCUCACACUAGAUGAAAAAACAAUGAAGAUGGUUCUUAAUAAGGAAUAAACAGCAGGUUUUAUCUUUGAAUCUGGCAUGUUUUCUUUUUUUUUUUUUUGUUUUUCUGUUGAAGGAUUUAUUUGUACAAAUGGCAAUUCCAGUAUUCACUGCGCUUUUGUAACAUAAUGUAAAUUGUUAUUUGGACUAUUUAUUGUUAACAUUUCAGAAAAAUGUUUCUGUUUAACUUAAUAUUAAGAUCUAAAAAGGAAAAACCUGUUGUUUAAAGUUUUCAGUUUGUAAAAGGUGUUUUUAUUCUGUGUAUAAAGAUAGUUAUAAAAAAAAAAGUUUUGUGUGUGCUUUUGUGUUAAAACCUGUUAAAAUUCAAACUUUUAAAAUAAUAGUUGGUGACCUUUUAGAUUAUUAUCUAAGGUUUUGCUGAGUGGUUUCUCUUCAGACCCAGUACUGAGAGUUGAGUUAGCAGCUCAAUCUAGUUUAAAAGAAAAUGCAUUUCAACCCAGCUGAAACAUUUAUUAAACAAUUAAUUAAA